Solanum dulcamara is the source of this 1321-nucleotide messenger RNA. Its product is annotated as mediator of RNA polymerase II transcription subunit 31. Gene Ontology annotation, cellular component: mediator complex; core mediator complex. Gene Ontology annotation, biological process: regulation of transcription by RNA polymerase II. The record is from RefSeq and is a predicted model, not a curated record. Lineage: Eukaryota; Viridiplantae; Streptophyta; Magnoliopsida; Solanales; Solanaceae. Gene Ontology annotation, molecular function: transcription coregulator activity. The coding region runs from base 100 to 708 and encodes 202 amino acids. The transcript has 8 exons.
GCAUAUGCAUUAGAAAUUUCAGAUUAGUUUUGCUCUAAUUCCUGCGUGGGAACUGCAAAACGGAGUUGAGAAAAAGGAGAUUCAGUUAGGGUUUAGCAAAUGGCUUCUACAUCGAAUCCAGACAGCCAUGAAUCACCGCAGAAAAGCGUCUAUAAAGAUCCGGAUGAUGGGCGCCAGCGUUUCUUACUGGAACUCGAAUUUGUUCAAUGCCUCGCUAACCCCACUUAUAUUCACUAUUUGGCUCAGAAUAGAUAUUUUGAAGAUGAAGCUUUUAUUGGGUACUUGAAAUACCUCCAAUACUGGCAACGACCUGAGUACAUAAAGUUUAUAAUGUAUCCGCACUGCCUAUUCUUUCUUGAGCUUCUCCAAAAUCCAACAUUCCGUAAUGCAAUGGCGCAUCCCGCCAACAAGGAAGUGGCACAUAGGCAGCAAUUUUACUUCUGGAAGAACUAUAGAAACAACCGGUUGAAGCAUAUUUUACCACGGCCGCUUCCUGAGCCUGCAACUGCACCACCAACUUCUGCUCCACCUGCAUCACUACCAUCAAGUGUAGUCCCUCCAGCUGCUCCACCUCCUGCUCCUACACCUGUUACAGCUGCAGCUCUUUCCCCAAUGCAGUAUGCCAUCCCUCCUGGAUCUGGUCUUGCCAAAACCGACCCAAGGAAUGCUUCUGUUGAUCGAAGAAAGAGAAACAGGAAAGAAGGGUGAUUUUCUUUUACUCAUGACACAGACAUUGAACCAAUUAAUUCAUGGAUUAAGAGUCCUGAACAAGUCUCAAGCAUGACCAAGGACCUCUGAUUUCUUUCUCAUGUCAGAAAACAUAGUACUAAAGUUUUGCGAGAGAUCAACCACACAUUUUAAUUGGGUUCUCUGGGAUCAAAUUUAUUCUAUAAGGUGAUCAUCGAUGGAAUUAGACCACCUCCUACAUGUUAGAAGGGAAGCCCAUCCUGUGUAAUUGCUGCACACAGUUACAAGAAUGGAGCUUGGCAGUUGUAUACUGUGAUCUAGUGCAUCACUACUCGUUGAAUCUAGUUUCUGAUGCCAUUAUUGGUUAUGCACCUUUAAUUUUAUGAGUUGUUCGUCACCCCAAAACAAAACAAAACAAAAAUAGAAAUACUAGUUCUUCCUACGGGUCAUCACUCAUCAGCUUACUCUUGCUGUGGCCUGUGGUUCUGCUGAAGCUAAUAGUAGCUAGCUAAACCUUGGAAUUGUAAUACCAUCAAAACAUCUAUUUCUCUUUUCUAUCAUGCUGGAGAAACGCAUGCCAGUAAAUAGCUAAUUAUUGAAUAGGUGUUAGCUUAAUGAAGUCCAUUACCGCUGA